ACUGAACGACCGUCAACUCCAAGUGGCAUCCUAAAGCGCUGCCAAUCAGCAUCUUCUAGAACAACCAGUCCUCGAGCGAGUCCUUGUUCUGCCUGCGGGUCAGGCAGAGCUAGUUCUCGUGACUCUUCCAGCUCCAGCAUUGUGCACUUCGAGAUGGCUUCUGGCAAAAAUGCAUCAAAAUUGCAGCUACAUGAUAAUGACGAAGAGCCAGGGAGGACUGUCUAUCGGGCAGGAAUCGCAGCUGCCCUACACCUUUUAUCGGAAAAAGAAAUGAAUACAGAUUUCCAUGCUUCAGGUGACCUGGGCGCUGAAUCUGCUCGAUUUCAACAGCUGCAUUCCAGAUUGAUCAAACAGAUUAUUAGAUCUGGAAAUCGACGGUACUUGGAUGAGUGGUGCUUUGAAAGGCAUCUCGACGAGUUGGAACUUCUUAAGGCUAGUAAAAAUUAUCCGCCAAGCUAA
Protopolystoma xenopodis is the source of this 459-nucleotide messenger RNA. The record is from the annotation of a GenBank genome assembly. NCBI's taxonomy places the organism in Eukaryota, Metazoa, Platyhelminthes, Monogenea, Polystomatidea, Polystomatidae.